GGGGCCGGGCCUGUGGGGCGGCGCAGUGGGAUCGAUAUGGCGACCGAGGGGGACGUGGAGCUAGAGUUGGAGACUGAGACCAGCGGCCCGGAGAGGCCUCCAGAGAAGCCGCGGAAGCAUGACAGUGGGGCGGCGGACCUGGAACGAGUCACUGACUAUGCGGAAGAGAAGGAGAUCCAGAGUUCCAAUCUGGAGACGGCCAUGUCUGUGAUUGGAGAUAGAAGGUCCCGGGAGCAGAAAGCCAAACAGGAACGUGAGAAGGAACUGGCAAAAGUUACCAUCAAGAAGGAAGAUCUGGAGCUGAUAAUGACAGAGAUGGAGAUCUCCCGAGCAGCAGCAGAACGGAGCUUGAGGGAACACAUGGGCAACGUGGUAGAGGCUCUUAUUGCCCUAACCAACUGAUUUGUUUUCUCAGACCUACCCACUGGACUAACUUAUUUCAAUAAAGAUGUCCUUUUUUUAA
Molecule: messenger RNA, 463 nt
Organism: Hippopotamus amphibius kiboko
Lineage: Eukaryota; Metazoa; Chordata; Mammalia; Artiodactyla; Hippopotamidae
Gene: HYPK
Product: huntingtin interacting protein K
Exons: 4
Coding region: 37-402 (121 amino acids)
Biological process (GO): negative regulation of apoptotic process; protein stabilization
Source: RefSeq, a predicted model, not a curated record